Molecule: messenger RNA, 970 nt
Organism: Centruroides sculpturatus (bark scorpion)
Lineage: Eukaryota; Metazoa; Arthropoda; Arachnida; Scorpiones; Buthidae
Product: proteasome subunit beta type-5-like
Exons: 7
Coding region: 53-886 (277 amino acids)
Cellular component (GO): proteasome core complex
Molecular function (GO): threonine-type endopeptidase activity
Source: RefSeq, a predicted model, not a curated record
ACUAGCGCUCCUAGUGAGAAGAAAAUAUUCUAUCAAUAUUCUGCUAAUCAUCAUGGCACUCGAAGCUUUAGUAAGUUGGCCGAAGAAUUUUCAUUUCGGACGAAUGUCUGAAAUUCAAAAUGGUUUAACAUUAAACGAAGAUUUCAUUGGAAAUUCAGUUUCACGUACCGCCUUUGCACUUCCACCAGUUUCUGAGGCUGCACUUGGAAUUAAGGAUAUUAAAAUAUGUGACAGUGGAAAGCGUAUUUCUAUAAAUUAUAAUAAAGGAACAACAACUUUAGCUUUUAAAUACAAAGGUGGAAUUGUUAUUGCUGUUGAUUCCAGAGCAACUAGUGGUAGUUACAUUGGAUCACAGACUAUAAAGAAAAUAAUUGAAAUUAAUGAGUAUCUGUUGGGUACAAUGGCUGGAGGUGCUGCUGAUUGUGUAUAUUGGCAGAGAGUUUUAGGAGAAAAGUGCAGGAUUUAUGAAUUAAGAAACAAAGAACGUAUAUCUGUAGCUGCAGCUUCUAAAUUAUUAGCAAACAUAUUGUUCAAUUAUAAAGGAAUGGGUUUAUCAAUGGGUGUUAUGAUAUCAGGAUGGGAUAAAAAAGGACCAGGAUUAUAUUAUUUAGAUACUGAAGGUAAUCGCUUUGCUGGAGAUAUGUUUUCAGUUGGAUCUGGAUCAAUUUAUGCUUAUGGAGUAAUGGAUCGUGGCUAUGACUAUGAUAUGAGUGAUGAUGAUGCUUUUGAUCUUGCUCGCAGAGCCAUCUAUCAUGCUACAUACAGAGAUGCUUACAGUGGAGGCAUUGUUAGAGUUUGUCAUAUGAGCAAAACUGGAUGGAAAGUUAUUAGUGAAGAUGACUGCAUGAAACUUCAUUACAUGUAUCAAGAUGAAAAAAUGCAAUGAAAUUCUUUUUAAAUAAAAAUAUUAUUUGUUCUUUUAGAGAUGUAACAUUUCAAAAUUAUCUAAAUACAAUGUUUUAUAAACUUU